Molecule: messenger RNA, 330 nt
Organism: Bacillus rossius redtenbacheri
Lineage: Eukaryota; Metazoa; Arthropoda; Insecta; Phasmatodea; Bacillidae
Product: ice-structuring protein 4-like
Exons: 2
Coding region: 1-330 (109 amino acids)
Source: RefSeq, a predicted model, not a curated record
AUGGCAGAUAACUACCAGCAGGGCGAGUGUUCACCAGACGCCCCCGCAAGAGACGCCGCCGAAACAGACGCCACCACACCAGACGCCGCCGCAACAGCCGCCACAACAGACGCCGCCGCCACCACACCAGACGACGCCGAAACAGAUGCCACCACACCAGAUGCCGCCGAAACAGACACAACCACACCAGACGCCGCCGCAACAGAUGCCGCCGCCACCACACCAGACGCCGCCGCAGCAGACGCCACCACACCAGACACCGCCGCAAAAGCCGCCACAACAGAUGCUGCCACUCCAGACGCCGCCUCCGACGUCGCCGCCCCCAGCUGA